AUUAAAAGGUGUGGAAUUGCUAGUAAAAUAACGUGGGUAUACUAUUCGACCAAUCAUAGUGCAUUUAUUAAAAUAUUGUAUGACUAAACACAAAAACCAAACACAAUUAGUAACAAAGUCAUUUUUGUGUGUGUUUUUAAAAUGAAACGCACUACAUAUUUUGUUUGUUUAGUAAAUAUAUUGGUACAAGGAGAUUUCAAUUCUAAUUUCAUGUUAAGAAAUCCGUCUUACGAUAACAGAGGAACUAAUGCAGUCCAUGUUAUUUCAUCAUCAAAUUCUAAUAGUCGUUUAGCCUGUGCAUCUCAAUGUACAGCUUGGGGUGAGUGUAAAUCUGUGAUGUUUAACAUGAACACCAACGAAUGUCAACUUCUGUCUAUUCACAUGGGUGACCAAUCGGACGCAGGACCACAUAGUUCCAUAGGUUGGCUGUACUAUGAAAAGCAAUUUGAUUGUACAAUAUGGCACCAACGUUUCGGUCAUUGGUACUUGUUGGAUUCUAAUUACAGAACAUUUAAUGACUCACGGACUUUUUGUGCCAGCCUGUCUCCUCCGGCUUACGUUAUUGAAGUGCAAUCUGAAACGGAAAAUGAUUGGCUAAUCGAGCUAACAUCUACCCUAUGUGGAGUACCUUACGAAUACUGGCUGAACGGAUAUGAUACCGAUAACUCUGGGACGUUUACGUGGAUUGAUAGUCAAACUCCGUCAACUUACACAAACUGGUACACUGGUGAACCGAAUGGCAUUGGUUCUGAGAAAUGUAUUGCAUCAUCUACUGGAUAUGAAGGAGCGUGGGUUGAUAUUCCAUGUACAUUUAGUAGACCAGUUGUUUGUGAAAGAAAUUUUUAGAAGAAAUAUAUAUUAAGUGACCAAGCAAAUAGAACACAAAACAGCGUUGUACAUGUAGUUAGAGUAGUUGAGAUUAAUUGGAGUUACUUACAAUUUAAAAAAGAUGAUUUUAUGUAUUGCUGUAUUGUUUUUUUCUUAUAAAUGAAUCACAAGAAGUACCGUGACCCCGUCUAUUAGUUUACUGGCAGCCGAAGUCUCAAACCGGAAGCCGCGCCCAGAAUACAUGCAUUGAGUCCACGCUUAAGGAUAAAGUGCGAAAAGUUUUCAUGCAUUUGAGUAAAUAUAUAUAUGUAUUUAAAAACGUACAUUUAAUCUUUCUAGGCCCCCUACGUAUUAUCCAAAUUCUAUAAAAAAAAAACAACAAAUAGUUUUAUUAAUCAAAAUAUUAUUGCUCGUGUUCUUGUAGCGAUUUGUGGAAUGGGUUGCGUGUAUAACCGAAUGCAGAAUGCCCUUGACGGUCAAUAUAAUUAAAGUUAAAUCUUUAUCUUGUGUUUUAGACAAAAUCAAUAUAGAAUAUACAUUUGGAGUGACCAACACAUCAAACAAUAGGCAAUCUUAUAAAUGUUAAUGUUCAUGUUAUCCGGCUUGGUUGGAAUAUAUAUGCACAUUUUUUUUUUUUUUACAUAUUAUGUGACAUACGUUUAUACUUUUGUUUCUGUACUUUGUAACGUACAAAACCAGUCACA
Magallana angulata is the source of this 1532-nucleotide messenger RNA. RefSeq names its product C-type lectin mannose-binding isoform-like. The coding region runs from base 142 to 846 and encodes 234 amino acids. The record is from RefSeq and is a predicted model, not a curated record. The transcript is spliced from 4 exons. Gene Ontology annotation, molecular function: signaling receptor activity. NCBI's taxonomy places the organism in Eukaryota, Metazoa, Mollusca, Bivalvia, Ostreida, Ostreidae.